UACCUUUAGCUUAGUAACUAGUCUGACUGAUGCGUUUUGUAACUGGACUAGCUUUGGAACAUUUGCCCUCUCAGUUCUUUGGAGUCAUUUAGAAUAAAAGGGGAUAAACCUGCUUUUGCACUGGGGAUUUGUACUUUUUUUUUAACUUUGGUAUUAAUUUUUUGGAAAGCUUGGAAAUGUAUUCUGGAAGGAAUCAGAGGACUCUGGCUGUUAUUUGCACCGUAUUGAUGUUUGUCGUAUGCCCAGCUGAAAUAGAGGUGUCCAGAGGCUGUUCCCGUCCCUGCUCCUGCCCACCGUCUCCACCCUCCUGUCCGCUCGGAGUGAGCUGGGUGCUGGAUGAGUGUGGCUGCUGUAAGGUGUGCGCCCAACAGUUCAACCAGGACUGUGGCCCUGACCGACCCUGUGACCACAUCAAGGGCCUGCGCUGCCACCUAGGGGCCGGAGGGGACCCUCGGCGUGGUCUCUGCAGAGCUGAGGCUCAGGGACGUCCGUGUGAGUUUGCUGGUGGUGUGUAUCAGCACGGAGAGGAUUUCCAGCCCAGCUGUCAGCACCAGUGCAGCUGUAUGGAUGGUGUGGUGGGCUGUAUGCCGCUGUGUCCACACAACAUCCCUCUGCCCCACGGACACUGUGCCAACCCUCGUCUGGAGACGCCGCCGGGACGCUGCUGUGAGGAGUGGCUGUGUGACGAUGAUAACAGCAUCAGGGAAGACCGCAGCCACCCAGAACACCCUAGUAACCACCAGAAUGCCCUAGCAACCUGUGAAAUGUGUCCAUCAUGGCUUUGCGUUCUCAUUUACCCUGCAGAGUGGGCAUCCUUGCCUAUGUCUCGGGUUCCCUUCCCAUCAUCCGAAUGUUUCCCACAGACCACCGACUGGUCCGAAUGUUCUGCUUCCUGCGGGUUUGGCAUCUCGAGUCGUGUGACUAAUAGUAAUGCACAGUGCAGGCUUGUUAGAGAGACUCGCCUUUGCCAGAUCAGAGAAUGUGACAUCACUCCAGCUAUGAAGAAAGGAAAGAAGUGCAGGCAAAUGGUGAGGUCUCGGGAACCGGAGCAGAUCACGUUCGCUGGCUGCUCAACGACUCGACGCUACCGGCCUCGUACGUGUGGCUCGUGUGUGGAUGGCAGGUGCUGUCAGCCGUCCUCAUCCCGCACGGUGCGUCUGCGCUUCCGCUGCCCAGAUGGAGAGAACAUCACGCGUAACGUCAUGUGGAUCCAGCGCUGCCAUUGCAGCCAGAGCUUCUGCAGGGUUCAGAGAGAGCGAUCCUCACCCAUCGUCAGCCUUCACAACGACAUACACACCUUCUCUCACUGAACACACACAACGCGCCAUCACUCCAUAAUGGCUAAAACUCACUUUUCACACUUAAAGGACGUUCCUGUUUCAGGCAAGUCUCCUGAACUAUAGAAUGGUAAACUGUUCUAGACUUGUAUAUAGUUUUUGCACUUUAAGUGUUUCUCCUUCGCUUUGACCUGCAGGCUCUGAAUCUCAUGAAAGCAUGUCCAGGUCACAUUUCUUGAGGAUUUGUGAGAAGGCAUUGUUUACUGUUGUUAGCUCAUGUUUCCACAUCUUUCUACUUUUAUUUAUUCUGUUAUUUUUAGAUUUGAAGUUUUUUAUAGUGUCUUUAAGGAUAAGUGAUUUAUUUGGUGUCAGAUGAAUGACUUCCUGUCACUCGAUGGGUAAAUGCACUAAUGAGGGCGAUGAGAUUAUGUUACAGAUGUUGUGUAGGCCUAUAUCAUUGAGUUACCUGAUCAAGGAUGACUAGUCUAGAGACUUGCUUUGUCUUUUGUACAGUGUACAGGCUUCACUAUAGGUGGAGUGACUCUUUGAGACUGCUUCAUUUUACGGGGCAUGCUUUAAAUUCUAGACGCUCUCUUGUAUAGGAGUGAAUGACUAUUUGUAUAGUAAAGAUGUUGAAUAUAAAUGACUUUGCCGAUCAGUUUGUGUCACAAAAAAAUAAAACAUU
Messenger RNA from Sinocyclocheilus rhinocerous, 1962 nucleotides. Its product is annotated as protein CYR61-like. Gene Ontology annotation, cellular component: extracellular region. The transcript is spliced from 5 exons. Gene Ontology annotation, biological process: cell adhesion; positive regulation of cell differentiation; signal transduction. Gene Ontology annotation, molecular function: heparin binding; integrin binding. Lineage: Eukaryota; Metazoa; Chordata; Actinopteri; Cypriniformes; Cyprinidae. Bases 177 to 1310 code for a protein of 377 amino acids. The record is from RefSeq and is a predicted model, not a curated record.